Messenger RNA from Ilyonectria robusta, 1125 nucleotides. RefSeq names its product translation protein SH3-like domain-containing protein. The record is from RefSeq and is a predicted model, not a curated record. NCBI's taxonomy places the organism in Eukaryota, Fungi, Ascomycota, Sordariomycetes, Hypocreales, Nectriaceae. Gene Ontology annotation, molecular function: structural constituent of ribosome; RNA binding; transferase activity. Gene Ontology annotation, cellular component: large ribosomal subunit; ribosome. Bases 1 to 1125 code for a protein of 374 amino acids. Gene Ontology annotation, biological process: cytoplasmic translation. The transcript has 3 exons.
AUGCUUCAGCCACGUAUUCAGUUUGCGGCUGCCCGCCAGAGCUUGCUCCGUCUAGCGCUGAACCGCUCUCUCGUCCGAACAUACGCAACCGGUCCCCCCAAAUCCAGCACCACUGCCAGCGAAAAAUCGACUCUCGCUUCAGCUACCAACUACGGUACAUCCUCCAUUAUCCGGACGUACAAGCCUCGAUCUCCUGGUGUGCGACAUUUGAGGCGGCCGAUCAACGAUCAUCUGUGGAAGGGAAGACCAUUUCUCCCACUGACCUUCCCCAAGAAGGGACACGCCAAGGGUGGUCGAAAUGUGUCUGGUAGAAUCACUGUGAGGCACCGUGGCGGUGGUGCGAAGAGGAGGAUAAGAACAGUUGACUUCAUCCGCAACCGCCCUGGUCCUCAUCUGGUUGAGCGAAUCGAGUACGAUCCUGGCCGAAGCGCCCACAUUGCGCUCCUCACCGAGCAAGCCACUGGCCGCCACACCUAUAUCGUUGCUUCCGACGGUCUUAGGGCAGGCGAUGUCGUCCACAGCUACCGCUCUGGAAUUCCUCAGGACCUCCUCGAUAGCAUGGGUGGUAUUAUCGAUCCCGGUAUCCUCGCAGCCAAGACUGCUUUCCGUGGUAACUGCUUGCCCAUGCACAUGAUCCCCGUGGGCACUACGGUGUUUUGCGUGGGUUCAGCAGCCAAGCGUGGUGCCGUUUUCUGUCGCAGUGCCGGAACCUCGGCUGUCGUGGUCAACAAAAACGAAGAGACCAAGGACGACGGUACCAGAGUGAUGACGGGCAAAUAUGUCGAGGUGCGACUACAGAGUGGUGAGGUUCGCCGUGUCAGCAAAGAUGCAUGUGCAACCAUUGGUGUGGCUAGCAACGUCCAUCACCACUACCGACAGCUGGGCAAGGCUGGACGAAGCCGUUGGCUCAACAUCCGACCUACCGUCCGCGGUGUGGCCAUGAACAAGGUCGACCAUCCUCACGGUGGUGGUAGAGGUAAAUCGAAGGGUAACCGCCAUCCCGUCAGCCCUUGGGGCACUCCGACCAAGAGCGGUUACAAGACCCGACGCAAGCACAACAUUAACAAGUGGGUUGUGGUCCCCAGACCGCGCAACCACGGCAAGCGACGCGACAAGUCAGCAUGA